Messenger RNA from Diachasmimorpha longicaudata, 3125 nucleotides. RefSeq lists its product as uncharacterized. The coding region runs from base 842 to 1408 and encodes 188 amino acids. The record is from RefSeq and is a predicted model, not a curated record. NCBI's taxonomy places the organism in Eukaryota, Metazoa, Arthropoda, Insecta, Hymenoptera, Braconidae. The transcript is spliced from 3 exons.
AUUUAUCUAGUCCAGAAGGAAAGCCAGAAUGAAUCAUUGGGUGAAUCACAGCGUGACAUCAUUUCUCACAUUUCAAUGUGCAAAUUUCUUUUUACCUUUUCCCUGAAAUGAGUAGACAGACAGCAGCUCCUGAAAAUCCCGGACAACAAGCUGAAAAUCAAAUUGUACCUUUGUCUCUCCGAGAGAUUCGCUAUCACCUUUUCAAGGACCUCCUCCAAGUCCCACACGAAUUCUCAUGUAAACAACACUGCGAACCCUCUGAACAGAGCUAUGAAUCGACGCAAUCUGUCUCUGGGAGUGCUGGGAGUCGCCAUAACAUCAGCGGUGGGGGUAAACGAUCCAGCCAAAUGAGACAAAAAACCUCGGGCAAAAGCGAGCAAAAGUCGUCGGAUGCUGUCUGGCAUAUUCAGCACGUAGACAGUCGUUCACGACCGGGGGGGGAUUCAGUGACAAUUUAAUGGGUUAUCGUGUGUACCCACCCAAUCCCACGAAUAAUCCAGCCAAUUUAACCGGAUUAAUCGCAAUCGAGUGCUCCAAGACAGUGAGAUGUUCGACUUGGUGUGGUGAUAUGAGAAUUUUGGAUUCCAAAAAUCACGCAAACCAGGGAACACGAAGUGGAUAAUUCACGUUGGAGAACAGCUGACGAUAGACAGAAUUGGCUUCUGGAAAAAAAAACAUUGACUCUGACAAAAGGGGAGAUCUUCAGUUGAACAACUCGAGGAAGAUAAAACAAUUAUACUGAUAAGAGUGAGCUUGCAAAUGUCUGAAUGAGCACGUAAUUAUCGGUGAAAUAGCUCUCACCAGUGGGGUAUGUGUUUCGUAUGGCUCGAGGGCCGGGAAUAUGGCCACUGUUUUCGAGAGUCCAUUUCUGUCGAAUAGACUACGACAGAUUGAGGAACGUUACGAGGCACCAACGACAUUUGGCAGAUGUGAUUGCACAAGCUACAGUUAUUUGGCAUUGAGUGUUGUAUUGUUUAUCAUUGGCACUGCCAUAACAAUACUAGCACUUGGUGAUGCUGCUAAUGGACAAGUGUUCAGUAAUCUUGGGCACAUGUGGCUCGUUGGACCAAUUUUCAUCUGCUCGGGACUCAUGGUCGGAGCCAAAUGUAUUCUGUAUCUCAGGAGGAAGUCGGUUAUUCAGAUGCUUGUGCAUCAGCGUCAGCUGUUCAGGCAUUUACAGGAGUUAGCAGGGGCUCAAGGUGUGAAUGGUUCCGGUGCAGGUACCCCUGGGCCUCCGCCUUAUGAUUCGAUAGCUCAAGGUCAAGGACCCAGUGAACUGCCGCCACCGACGUACGCCGAGGCCGUUGCUCUACUCCAUCAGACUGAUAUUCACGGUGCGAAGCCCUCAAAUGAGUCCCAGCAGGAUGAUGGUUUCGCAACAGUCGGAACCACACGAGCCAAACCCUGAGAUGCUUCCAAGUACUUCUGUUUUUUUUAUUUAUUAUUAACGACUUCAAUCGGGACAGUGAUUAUUAAUGACUGAUUGUCGACUCACUGCGAAUAAUUAUUUACUCUAGUUUUGAUGGUCUUGAUGACCUUGAUUAGGAAGCAGAGGGCCACUGUGCAUUUCAGGAUAUCCUUUGCAAGGUCAGGGCGUGAUUGGACAAAUUUUAUUUCCCUCUCGUUAAUUUUCUUUUUUAUCGACUUAAGUAGUACUUAAUGCUUCGGAGGAGUGACUGGUGAUGCAGCUGUAAUUUUUAGUUUUAGUUCGAUUAGCGUAGGGUUUUCAAGUGCAAGUACUAUCUGUAUUCGUUGCUGUCCCAUUAUAGGGAUCUUUAAUGCGGCUUUUUUCAUUGUUUUUAAUGCAUUAUCGACGCUGUUGAAUUGAGUAGUUGUGUUACGAAGGUGUCAACAUGAAUUGAAUAUUUUCAAUUUGUUCAGGACGAUCAAUAACCUCACCUCGAUUUGUUAGUGAUUGAUUUUACGACGAGGCGGUUCUUCACAAUUUUUGUGAAAUUUCAUUUUUAUCGAAAAUUAUUAAAUACAAAAUUAUUUGACUCCUGAAAUGAGAGAGGGUCCGAUAAUUCAGCCAGGGGAUGGCCAUCCUCCCUCACUGCUUCGAGAACAAAAAGGUACACAGAGUACGUUAUAACUAUCUUCAGUUUUCUUGUACAAAAAGAAACGGAGUCUAAAAUAAAUGACUCAUUUUGUGAAUUGAAAAAAAUAUUUUUCUACUGAUACGGUCUCAAGAAUUAAGACUGCAUUCAUGCCUUAAAAUAAUUCUAACGAUGCCUCAAGUGAGAUGUACUUGAAAUCAUGAGGUCUAAAAAUGGAAUUGAUAAGAAUUGUUUUUUUUAAAGGGCAAAUAUCGUGAUGAGAAAAUACGGAACAAUUGGUCAGUAUUACUGCUAAGCGGAACGAAAUAAGCUUUUUCUUUUGGCAAAUUUGAUACAAAAAUUUUUCGACAAUUGAAUUUACCAAGUACUAUACUAAUCUCUCAUUAAUUAUCAUGAACAAUCUCAUCGAUGCAUCAACGUUGAAUCAAAACUUAUCAAUAAUUAGUGAUUAGUAGACACGUACAUACCUCGUGUAAUGCAUAAAAUAAUUUUUACAAGUAAUCAAUUGUGAUGUUUUUCUCUUUUUGUAUGUAUAUACAUCCAAUGAAAUAUAAUUAAUCUGAAGGAAUAAAAAAUAGAGUUUGUAUUUCUGUAAUCGACGUGAAUCCUCAUUUAUUCUCAAUAAUCAUUAAAUAACUAGUAUUAAUGUAAAAAUGUUCCUGUGGUAUUUUUUUUUUGUCAGCCAGAAAGAAACAAUCAUUUAUUCCUCUUACAUUCGAUGGAAAGAAAAUUAUUGAUAACCGAAUACAAAGGGUUACGCUCACAGAAAUAAUGAAGAGGGGAGAGAAAAUAAAUUUGAAAAAUUACUUUGGGAAUUUUUUUUACGAAUGGGCAACAGCAAGCAUCUCCUCUUGGUGAAUGAGGUGCGUUGUGUUGUUGACGAGGGCCAUUAGUUGUGAUAACGAGGCUGACCAUGCGUCUAAGAGGGCUGCGGGCUCUUGAGUACCAGUGAAACGUACAACACCAGCUGGCCUGUCUGUGCGGGCACUGAUAACACCAGUCUCAACGAGUUUACACAGACAUGCCUCAGUCUCCUCGACAGCGAGGUCUAGGAGUUCCGACAUUCGU